CCGCACCCAGGAGUGGGGGCAAAAGUCCUCAGCUGGGCAGGGCCACAGAUCAGGCUUGGUUUCUGCCGGCAGUGGCCCCCACUCCUCCAGACACCAUGAGUGGUCGAGUUGGAGACCUGAGCCCCAAGCAGGCGGAGACCCUGGCCAAGUUCCGAGAAAAUGUGCAGGAGGUGUUGCCCGCCCUACCCAAUCCUGAUGACUAUUUCCUUCUGCGCUGGCUCCGAGCUCGGAAGUUCGACCUGCAGAAAUCAGAGGCUAUGCUCCACAAGUACAUGGAGUUCCGGAAGUCCAUGGACAUUGACCACAUCCUUGAUUGGCAGCCCCCAGAGGUGAUCCAGAAGUACAUGCCUGGAGGCCUGUGUGGCUAUGACCGGGACGGCUGCCCGGUGUGGUAUGACAUCAUUGGGCCACUUGACCCAAAGGGCCUGCUCUUCUCCGUCACCAAGCAGGACCUGCUUAAGACCAAGAUGAGGGACUGCGAGCGCAUCCUGCAUGAGUGUGACUUGCAGACGGAACGGCUGGGGAAGAAGAUUGAGACCAUUGUGAUGAUAUUUGACUGUGAGGGCCUGGGACAGAAACACUUCUGGAAACCUCUGGUGGAAGUGUACCAAGAGUUCUUUGGCCUCCUUGAAGAGAAUUACCCAGAGACCCUGAAGUUCAUGUUCAUUGUGAAAGCCACAAAACUGUUCCCUGUAGGCUACAACCUCAUGAAGCCCUUCCUGAGUGAAGACACUCGCAGAAAAAUUAUAGUAUUGGGAAGCAACUGGAAGGAAGGCUUGCUGAAACACAUCAGUCCCGAGGAACUACCUGCUCAGUUUGGGGGAACUCUGACCGACCCAGAUGGGAACCCCAAAUGUUUAACUAAGAUCAACUAUGGUGGGGAGAUCCCCAAGUCCAUGUAUGUGCGGGACCAAGUGAAGACUCAGUAUGAGCACUCAGUGCAGAUCAAUCGUGGCUCCUCACACCAGGUGGAAUAUGAAAUUCUGUUCCCAGGCUGUGUCCUCAGGUGGCAGUUCUCCUCUGAUGGUGCAGACAUUGGCUUUGGGGUUUUCCUGAAGACCAAGUUGGGGGAGCGGCAGCGAGCCGGGGAAAUGACAGAAGUACUCCCCAGCCAGCGUUACAAUGCCCACAUGGUGCCUGAGGAUGGGAGCCUCACCUGCUCAGAAGCUGGUGUCUAUGUCCUGCGCUUUGACAACACUUAUAGCUUUGUCCACGCCAAGAAGGUCAGCUUCACUGUGGAGGUGCUGCUCCCAGACGAGGGCAUGCAAAAGUAUGACAAGGAACUCACCCCUGUAUAGGCAGCUCGCUCACUUCUCUGAAACCCCUGACCCCCUCCUUUCUCUAUCAAUAUCCUACCAUCCUCCCUUCCCUCAGAAAUUGAUCAUUAAUCCUCUUGACUCUGUGAGAUUAGUGAGUAGAGAAAGAGUUGCCUUGGGGAAGACUUAUGUGCUGUGGUUAGAUCAGGAAAGGUAUGAGAGGCACAGUUUUGGAGGAUGCCAAGAUUGCAUAAGAGGAAGAAGCAAGGUGAAAGCAAGAGGUGAUGUCAUUGAAACCCAAGAAACCAGAAAAUGAAUCCUUAGCUUCUGUCCUCACUUCUCCUAAGGCAUUUGUGUGUGUUCAAAUUUCUUCCCUAUGAGCUAUGAGCCACUUGGGUUACAGAUAUAUCUAAAUUCCUUUUACUUCUACUCCUUAUACGGUAGAUGCUCAAUGUAUACUUGGGAAGUUGAAUGAAGGUAGUGAGCCUGUAAUUCACCAGUAUGCAGGACAAGAAGGAGCUUACCCAGAGCAGAUUUCAGCACCUUGGACAGAGACCAGGCUGUGGACGGGGUAGGCUUUCCUGGAGACCCAGGUGAUCCAGCCCCCUGGUUUCUGGGAGUGGCUGCCCCCUCAGGUAGGUAGGAGAUGCCUACAUAAGGCUUUGUCUGAUUCAGGGCACACAGCUUUCCCAACCCAUCACUCCCACCUUCACCCCCUUCCUUUGGAACUCACAGCUUAUAUUUUAAGCAAUUAAAGAAACUUUACUGAAAGCAAAA
Zalophus californianus (California sea lion) is the source of this 2033-nucleotide messenger RNA. RefSeq names its product SEC14 like lipid binding 3 (gene SEC14L3). NCBI's taxonomy places the organism in Eukaryota, Metazoa, Chordata, Mammalia, Carnivora, Otariidae. The transcript is spliced from 12 exons. The record is from RefSeq and is a predicted model, not a curated record. Gene Ontology annotation, cellular component: cytoplasm; nuclear speck. The coding region runs from base 96 to 1298 and encodes 400 amino acids.